UGUAAUCUUUCUUUGGUGAUUUUCGAGUUUAAUCGUUUUUUUACUAAAAACAUAUGUUUUCAAAUGGAUUUCGAAGUUUCUCGAUUGUGAUUUCAUAGAUAUAUUGAUAGUUAAACAAAAUUAUACAAGUGAAGCAGUUGCAUGGGAAUUCAUUAGCACUAAUUUUUAGAGUCAAGAAAUGAAACAUGAAUAAUAGUUCUGGAUAUUUAUCUGAGCUGCAUUGCCCGAAGGAUGCACUGACCAAUAAUUAUGGGUGGUUCAUGCAAUUCCUUUUAGCAGUGUUAGCUUUUACUUGCUUAAUUGGCAAAAGAUUCUGUGAACCCCGAUAUGCAAGGAGGCCCUGGCUAAUUUGGUUCUAUGACACGUCUAAACAAGGACUUGGGGCGCUACUUAUACAUGCAGCCAAUGUCUGGCUGUCCCCACACUUUACAGGAAACACUUGUACAUGGUAUAUUGUUAAUUUUAUGAUGGACUCCACAUUGGGCCUACUGAUUAUAUGGGCCGGAAUUCGACUUGCUCAAUAUUAUGCUAGAACAUAUGACAUACCAUUAAUUAAUUUUGGUGAAUAUGGGAAACCACCGAUGUGCUCAGCGUGGAUAUGCCAAUGCAUAUUGUACGCUGCGCUUGCGACGUUCGCCAAGUCAGUACUGGCUCUAGUUCUGCGGCUGCCGAUAGUCGUGGAAGUCCUCUCCACGCUGCGACUGUCGCCGGUGACCGACGCGCGCCUCGAGCUCGCUGUAGUAUUGCUCAUCAUACCCUUCUUUGUUAAUAUUUUAAUAUUUUGGGUGACAGACAACUUCCUUAUGUACCAUCCAAGAGGAGUUAAUUCUAAAAUCAAGACUAAGGUGCGUUACCAGUCUAUCAAGAAAGAGAAAUCAGGGUCUGAUGAAGAGGAGCAUUCGGCGGACGAAAGGCUCCUGGGCUCCAGCGUAUGACCCUACCCCCGGCCCUCCACGCUACGGGCUUAACCUUCGCUACUUUAGAUAAGUACCUCGGGCUACUUGUCUUUGCUACACAAUGUUGACAUGGACACGGGAGCGGGUACAGUCAGCGUCAAAUAGUUCGUGACAUCCAAAUUAGCCAAUAAGUUCGCAACACGUCUUUGUUACCUAUGAAAUAAGGUUGUGUUGUCAACUUUUUGGCCACUUUGGGUGUCACGAACUAUAUAACGCUGACUGUACGUGGUGUUUGACAUUGCAUAAGCUUUACAAGUCUAGGUGAUCGUUAUUUAUUUGCUGUGAUACCGAAUUGUUAUGAUAUUAUCAUUCUAUUAGUAUGUAAGUCGAAACGUUCACGAAUAUCUAAAUUGAAAAAGAUCACCUAAUUCUAAGACGCUGGUCAUACAGAAAAAACUUCGUCUCGGUUAAAGUGGGUGAGUUCAAUCCCUUAUCAGUACGUCGCGUCGAAGAAUUCGCGUCACACAUUUAUAUAGCUUCUUAUCAAAAUCGUUAUAAUUGACCGCAAGUUCCGUUUGG
Ostrinia furnacalis (Asian corn borer) is the source of this 1475-nucleotide messenger RNA. Its product is annotated as store-operated calcium entry regulator STIMATE. The transcript has 8 exons. Bases 186 to 935 code for a protein of 249 amino acids. The record is from RefSeq and is a predicted model, not a curated record. NCBI's taxonomy places the organism in Eukaryota, Metazoa, Arthropoda, Insecta, Lepidoptera, Crambidae. Gene Ontology annotation, cellular component: membrane.